AUGAGCCACGAUCUGCUCAGGAAUCGCCUGACACCAUUGGAUGUUCCGGAGCUGCUCUACUCCACUCUCUACCACCUGCCGGUCAAGACGCUGGCGAUAUGCCGGCGGGUCUCGCGGCUGUGGCGAGCAUGCGCCGAAGUCGUUCGCAACGACCGAAAACAGGAGCAAACGCAGCUCAUUCUCAUUCUCUCGCGCCAUCGUAUGGACGCUGCCUCGGUGGAGGGGCAGCCGAGUCUGCGGGGCUGGGGCAGUCUUGACGGUGGCUCGAUUCUGCACUAUCCUAUCCCGGAGGAAUCGCAUGUCGUGGUGAUCCCGCUCAGGCUAAAGGACCGGUUCUUGCUGGACCACUACCACACCGUCUGCGAGUAUCACACCGACGGCGGGGAUCUCGAGAAGGCUUUCGAAGCCGGAUGGCUCCCCAUCACCGACAGCUUUGACAAUCCUGCUGCGUUUGCGGUGCAUUUCGGUCCGCCCAGCGCGAACAUGGCGUUUCCAGUGCUUGGAGGCGCCCCAUCGCGCUCUGCUUCAACCGCCCGGAUCGAUGUCAUGGCCCGUCAGCUAUGCAGCCUUGGCGACAGGAAGCUGGAGUACUACGGGCCCGAUUUUGUUCUCGACCUCUCGUAUCUUAACCCAAAGACUCUGGCAUGGAUGCAAGACCGGCCCAUGGGGCCGCACCGACGCGGACUGAACCAAAAGAUCGUCAUGGUCAAGCGCCUGGCUAUCAAUGAGAGCUGGAAGACCAUGAGAUCGGGUCGGAUCUACUCGAGCGACGGACUGGGCUUGCUCGGGAGAGCCUUUGGCAAGCAUAACAUCCACGACCCGUACGAACGACUCAGGGGCAAGGCCCAGUUUCUGCUGCGGAAGCAAAUCUUUAUGAACUCCGAGGGAAUCGCAGACUGGAGUGCUCUCUCGCAAGAGAUCAGUAGCUCGUGGACCGACAGGCUGAUGCAAUUCAUGGAUGUGGAUUUCAAGAUCAAGCAAAAGCAGAUUCAGAUCGUAAACAACAUGCAGAUCGGCGCCGCCGUCCGGGACCAGCUGGCUCUGAAGCUCAAACGUGGCACCGUCGAUGCCCUCACGUCUCUGCCGCUGGGGAUCUGCUAUCUGCGCCGCAUCGGCUACGCAGGCGACUGCUCAAACCCAGCCAGUAUUUUCGACUAUUUGUCAGCAUAUGACCCGUGGGACUACUAUCUCCACAACACGACACAUCCUCAAGAAGAAAAGGAAAUGAACGAGGCCUCGGCUAUUAAAGCAAUCACCAAGCGCCCCCGAAUCCAGGAAGCCGAGAGACACGGCCUCUACACCGAGGGAAUCCAGGUGCUUGAGCAGAUCCACGCCACAUACAAGGAGAUGAUUGAAUCGACGGCGUCGAGCGAGCAGCCGUAG
Messenger RNA from Polychytrium aggregatum, 1383 nucleotides. RefSeq lists its product as uncharacterized. The record is from RefSeq and is a predicted model, not a curated record. Lineage: Eukaryota; Fungi; Chytridiomycota; Chytridiomycetes; Polychytriales. Gene Ontology annotation, molecular function: protein binding. The transcript is spliced from 3 exons. Bases 1 to 1383 code for a protein of 460 amino acids.